AUUAUUCUUUUUUAAAAGAUAUACUUUUUCUAAAUACUUCAAACACAUGGUUGUACACACAGUUUUAUGACAUUGACCUACCAUUAAAGUUGGAAAAAUGAGGCUAAUGCUCAACUUUUUGGACGCCUUGCGCAAAGUACGACUCAAGCUGUCGAUGGACACGUUUGGGAACAACAAUACCGCCAUUCAUAACCUGCCCUCUGGCAAAUCCGUUGCAAAAUCACCUUCCAAUCCAAGAAUUACCAUCGGUGAAGAAUCUGGGAGAAGGGUAAGCUGUUACUCUGGUACGCCAAGCGAAUGGGGCUGGACUCAGAGAUCUCAGUUGGAAGUCGAUAAAAGGGCCCCAGAAGAAAGAGAACCGAUGUGGCACAACAUCAGAAAGGUCCUGCUCAUGUGCGGAGGACAAAAGCUUCCAGAUGGCAUCGAGGUGACGCGAAGGGCGAAGGACGCCAGCCGGCUGGUGGAUGUCCUAGAGGCCCAGCGUUUCGUUAGCCAGGUUUUUGCCGCCAUGGACGUGCCGAAACAGGCGGCCAGCGAAAUGGCCGACGUCCUGAUUGCCGCCGAUUACAUGGGCCACCGCUCCAUGGGCAUCCACCGAUUGCCGGCUAUAGCCGCUGAUCUUUUGAAUGGCACAGUCGUGGGCACGGCCACGCCCUCCAUUAUGUCCGAAUUGGAGGCUAUUGGCCUGGUGGAUGGCCACAAUGCACCUGGGCCCGUGGUGGCAAAUUUUUGCAUGGACUUGGCUAUCCAAAAGGCCAGAGAGGUGGGAAUCGGCUGGGUCUCGGCCUGUCAUUCGAACUGCAUUGGAAUGGCAUGCUGGUAUGCCUGUCAGGCUUUGGAGCAACGUAUGAUUGGAUUGUGCAUGACAAAUGGGCCCCCCACCUUGGUGCCUUGUGGCGGCGUUGAGCCAAUUCUGGGCGAGAAUCCAAUAGCCUGUGCUGCUUCGGGAGCCCACGAACAGUUUCUGGCUGACUUUGGAAUGGGAGCCUGUUCGGUUGAGGAACUGGAGCUAUCGUACUGCAAUGGCUGGUCCAAGCAGGUGCCCAAGCAGGUGGCUCUGGACAGCGAAGGUCAAGAAACCACAUCCACGGCUGAGGCUCUGAAGGCCCAGCGAAUCCGAGCCUUUCAUCCGGAACACAAGGGCUUCGGCCUGGCUGGCAUGGUGGAUAUCCUGUGCGGGGUUAUGACAGGGGCACGGUAUGCCAACUUAAUUCAGAGACGUGGAGUUUUCAGUGCCGACAACGCUCCGGCCGACUUGGGCCAAGUCUUCAUAGCCAUUGACCCGAUGCGCUUUUGUUCGAACUUCGAGGAUCGACUGGGGGACUUUCACCGCGUCUUACGAAGAGUGACUCCCAAUAAAGCCGGAAAUCCAGUUCUAGUCCCAGGGGACAAGGAGAUGCAACACAUGGAAAUGGUUGAUGAUCAGGGGGGCUUCACAAUGACGCCCUGCACCUUGAGUGUCCUUGGCGAGUUGGCUGAAAAGUUUCAAAUAGCACCCUUGAAAAUGAAAGGGAUAUCUCAGCUGCGACCGUUUGCCUCAAAAAAAGCAAAUAAUCACGAAGAAUUACAAAUGGUUUAGUAAAAAAAAA
Drosophila bipectinata is the source of this 1589-nucleotide messenger RNA. RefSeq lists its product as uncharacterized. Gene Ontology annotation, molecular function: oxidoreductase activity. Lineage: Eukaryota; Metazoa; Arthropoda; Insecta; Diptera; Drosophilidae. The record is from RefSeq and is a predicted model, not a curated record.